This is a messenger RNA of Rotaria sp. Silwood1, 2526 nucleotides long. NCBI's taxonomy places the organism in Eukaryota, Metazoa, Rotifera, Eurotatoria, Philodinida, Philodinidae. The record is from the annotation of a GenBank genome assembly.
AUGGCCGAUUUUUAUGAAAUACUUGAGGUGGAUAAAACGGCCACAGAAGAUGAAAUCAAAAAAGCAUAUCGUCGUUUAGCUCUCAAGUGGCAUCCAGAUAAAAAUCUUACAAACAAAGCUCAAGCAGAAGAAAAAUUUAAAUUAAUAUCUGAAGCUUAUGAAGUUUUAUCUGAUAGUCGUGGACGAUUUUUAUAUGAUCAAUUGGGUCCAUCAAUAAUUUAUAGCGAAAGAACAAAUGAAGAACUUGAAGCAUUAUUUCGUGCAGUAAUUAUUGAUGAUGAAUUUUUAAAAGUUUGUGAUGAAGAAGUUAGAAAAUAUAAUAAUAAUGAACAAGAUACAAUAUUAUCAUUUUUAAAUCCAAUAAAUCAAUAUGAUUAUGAAGAAAUUUCCUUAUUUGAAAAUGAAAAUGAUUUAAAUCCAAAUGUUGUUCAUGAAAUAAAUAUGUCAAUUCAUUAUGAUUUUCAAUAUGAUAAAAAUAGUUCAAAUUUAAAAUUUGUUAAACGACAUUUUAAUAUCAUUCCAGAAGAUAAUGAUCAUUUAACAAAAAAAAAUCGUUUUUCAAAUUUAAAUUUAUCUAAUGAUAUCGAUCGAUUUGUUAAAAUACAUGAUUAUGUUCAUCAUUCACAACAACCAGAACAACAACAACAACAACAACAACAACAACAACACAAUACAAAAAUACAUAGACAAGAGAUAAAUAAAGAAGUAAAUAAUAAACAAGAAAUAAAUCAAAAGAAAAAACCUUCUUUAAAACGACGACAAACAUUGAACGAUCAUUAUAGACGAACAACAAUAACACCAGUAGAUGAAACACAAUAUUUUGAUACAUUUGCAUUAACUCAACUUGUUGAACAACAAUUAGAAGCUGCUUAUCGUGCAACUACUAUAAAUAAUUUUAAUCCAAUUAAAAAUCAACCCACUCGUACACAACCAAUUAAUCGAGCUAAAUUUGUUCAACCACCAAUAUUAAUUCCAAAAUCCGAAGAAAAAUCUUUUCGUCAUCGUGUUGAUCAUAUUGAAUUUCCAAAAACAACUUUUCCUCGUCCUUUACGUAAAUCAUUUAUAUCUUAUGAUGAAAACAUUUCACAACCAAUUCAAUCAAAGAAAGAACGAGAAAGACUCUUAUUACUUGGUCAACAAAGUAUUAAAUCAUCAGCAGUUGCAUUGGGUGCACAUAAAAUUCCAGAUCAUGUUCAAUCAAUUGAUUUACUUGAAAUUCCAUGUAUACAAAAGAAUGGAAAACAAUUUCAAGAUUUUAAACUUAUUAGUUAUGAUACAUUUGAUCAUUGUCCAAUUUCUUCAGUUCCUUCAACUUCUACUCUUCGUCGUACAAAAUCAAUGAGAAAUAUUGAUAAAUCAAAUGAAAUAUCAAAUAAACAUUCAUCAACAAUUUCCGAUGAUAUGAAUUUACACAAUCUCUCGAAAAUUACAUCACCAUUGAAAACUAUUAAACGUAAUAUAUUUCAUAAAAAUGGAACAGCAAUUAAUAAUAAACAAGUAUUCAAAGAAAAGAGUAAAGAAGAUAAACGUCGAAAAUAUGAUCAAUUGGGUCGAGCUGGUUUAUCAAACGGUCAUGGUGGUGGUGGUGGUGGUUUUUCAUCUAGCGAUGUAUAUGGAGGAUUUUCAGAAGACUUUCUUAAUCGAACAUUUCAUUUUCACAAUCCAUUCGAUAUUUUUGAACAGUUCAUGUCCCAUUUUGGCAUGGAUGAUGAUUUUGGUUUUGGUAUGCAUCCAUUUGCUGAUUUACAACGUCAUCGUCGUAAUCGAGAUCAGCAUUCCUCCACAUCAAGACGUGCACCACAGCAAAUGACUUUGUUCGAUAAUUUUUUUUCUCCAAUGAGAAUGUCUUUAUUCGAUCAUGAUUCAUUUGCCGGUGAUUUUGGAGGAAAUAAUAUGGGAACUGUUUCAUCAUUUAAUAUAUCAUUUGGUAGUGGCGGUUCUCGACCACUAUCGAAAAAAACAACUAAAUCUACUAAAAUGAUUAAUGGUCGACGUAUAACUACUACACGAGAAGAGAUAAUGAGUAAUUCAAAUGAAAAGGAUCUAGUAGAUGGAAUACGUACUCAAGGGUUAUCAUUACCUACCGAUUUAUCAGCAGAAAAAAUACAAGAUUUUCAAGCUGCUUUUAGUAUUAUGGAUACACAAUCGAAAGGUUUUGUAGGAGCUGAAGAUAUUAUUCAAGUAGCAGAAUCUGCAAAUAUGAUAUUAGCUGAUAAUGAAGCUCAAUUGUUACUUGGUUCAGCUGAUGAAGAUCAUUCAGGUGGAAUUGAUAUGAGAGAAUUUAUAUCAAUUAUGACAACACCUAUUAAACAAGAAGAUUUAGAAGAUGAACUUCGUGCAACAUUUCGAGUUUUUGAUAAAGAUGGAAAUGGAACAAUUAAUGCUAAUGAACUUAAACGAUUUGUUCGACUAUGGGAUAGUGAAUUAACAGAAGAUGAAGCUGAUGAUAUGAUUGGUCAAGCUGAUCCACAUAAAACAGGAUCAAUUAAUUAUGAUGCUUUCAUACAAUUUCUUCUUCAUACAUAA